GCGGCUGAUAUGUUUGUGCUACAUACGUCACCUGUAGCAGCUGUCAUCAACAAAAAUGUUCGGUUUUAACAUUUUCGUCCUUAUCGUGGGACUUGGAGCCAUUUAUUCAAAUGUCAAUGGUUAUCCUGAUAAGUACGAAGUUAAAGAUGAAAAUACAAAUAUGAAAAUUGAUCUGAUGGAUGUAUUGAAAAAUCUCAAUGAAAAUCAUGGAAAGCAGUUUAGUUCAUCUAACUCUGAUGAUGAUUGGACAGGACGUUGGAUGCCUCAAAGGCCAGGAGAGUACACACCACCUCCCAAAGUGUUUCAUAAAUCUGAAAAGCCUGAAAAGAGCAGUGAGAACUGGGAUGGUAAAUGGUUACCUAGUAAACCUGGUGAAUAUCAAGCACCACCCAAAGUGUUUUCCAAUAAAACUUCUAAAGUAGAUGAAACUUCUGAUAAUACAUAUGUCCCCAUGGGUGUGAAAAAUCAUAUGUGCGAUGAUGGAAAGACAAAUUUAACUGUUGACUGGGAUCACUCUUCGACAAGUCAUACAUGUUAUGGACAAAAAACAGUACCUGAUUUUAAAGUAAAACCCAAUUGGUAUUGUGAAACAAUUCCUAAAUUUUAUAUGGCAGCUCAUAAAUGUAUGACAGAAAGAAUUGAAUAUGUAGAUGACAUUCCACUUUAUGGAACUCAUCGUCCUAUAUGGCCUGUUUAUGGAGAAUACAAGUACUUACCUGUGCAAAGAUGGCUCCAUAGCUUAGAGCAUGGAGCAAUAGUUAUGUUGUAUCACCCAUGUGCUAAUAAAAUGGAAGUAGAAAAAUUGAAAAAAAUUGUGAAAGGCUGUCUUCGUAGACAUAUAAUAACACCAUACAAUUUACUGGAUGAUGACAGACCCUUAGCAUUAUUGAGUUGGGGAUGUAGAUUAACCAUGUCACACGUAAAUAAAAAUAUAGUAACACAAUUUAUAAGAGAAAGAGCUCUACAUGCUCCUGAAAAUCAAGUGUAUGAAGAUGGUGAAUUUGAAGACCAAUUACUGGAAAAAGCUAAAGUGAUAUCAACUCAGGAAGAUACACAAAUAUGCGCUAAUUUGAUGUAAUACUAUUGACACAGCCAUGAUAGCCUUGAUACUCACUAUCAGUACUUAAACAUAUCUAUGCUUGUAUAUAUUUAUUCAUGUUAUCAAACUGUGAUUGUUAUUUUAUACCAAAUCUAAUUCUAUUUAAGAAAUUGUAAACUAUCCAUUUACUUUUUCUAAUAUUAACAUAUGUUAUGCUUUAAGACAAAGAAGAGAAUGUUGCAAUGAUGUACAUAGCAAAUUAUUAAUAAGGCAAAUUACCUUGAUAUUAAUAAGAAAGUGUGCAUUGAAAAAAAUAUUAGAUUUACUAAUAAUUGAUCUGAAGAUGAA
Molecule: messenger RNA, 1387 nt
Organism: Trichogramma pretiosum
Lineage: Eukaryota; Metazoa; Arthropoda; Insecta; Hymenoptera; Trichogrammatidae
Exons: 7
Coding region: 56-1078 (340 amino acids)
Cellular component (GO): cytoplasm
Source: RefSeq, a predicted model, not a curated record